UGGCAGUUCUCCAUAAACUCUCGUCUCGGUCGACACGAUCAUAAUGAAGCUCGAUGCAACUGAUCUCCGAUAUAUCACCUCAGACGAGUUCAGAGUGCUUUCAGCGGUCGAGAUCGGGUCUAAAAACCAUGAAAUCGUGCCCACACCACUCGUCGUUCAAAUUUCUGGCUUAAGAAACGGCGGAGUCAACAAACUUCUAGGUUCGCUGGCGAAAAGAAACUUGGUAGGAAGAGUUCAGAAUGCGAAAUACGACGGGUACAGACUAACAUAUGGCGGAUACGAUUACCUGGCCAUGCGUGCACUGUCUAAGCGUGAUUCCAUAUACUCGGUUGGAAAUCAAAUUGGGGUGGGGAAGGAAGCAGAUGUAUAUAUUGUCGCAGACGGGGAAGGCAAUGAAAUGGUGCUGAAACUCCACAGAUUGGGCCGCAUCUCGUUCCGCGCCAUCAAGGAAAAGAGGGAUUACCUCGGAAAGCGCAAGUCAGCGUCGUGGAUGUGCAUGUCUCGUCUGGCCGCUCAAAAAGAGUGGGCGUUCAUGAAGGUCCUUUACGAACACGACUUUCCCGUCCCUAAACCCGUUGACCACGCACGGCAUUGCAUACUCAUGGAGGCCAUCGAUGCCUAUCCUCUUCGACAGAUAUCUGACAUCCCUUCCCCGGGGAGAUUAUACUCCACAUUGAUGGAUAUCAUCGUUCGACUCGCCCAUUCUGGACUAAUACACUGUGACUUCAACGAGUUCAAUAUACUUAUACGUAGAGAUACUGGGGAGCCUGUCGUCAUCGACUUUCCCCAGAUGGUCAGUACGUCACAUGAGAACGCAGAAUGGUAUUUUAACCGGGAUGUUGAAUGCAUCCGGACGUUUUUCCGCCGCCGCUUCAAGUACGAAAGCGCACUUUAUCCCCGAUUCAAAUCAAUCAAGAAUGAGGACGAUAAGGAAAGUCAGGGAUUCAGACUAGAUGUCAUGGUCGCGGCCAGUGGAUUCGCGAAGAAGGACCAAAAGUUCCUGGAGGAGUACAUGGAAGCUGUGAAGGCUGGGGAGCCAAGAGAGAACAACGAUACAUCAUCUGGAGACGGAGAAGAGGAAGAGGACAGUCAAGGAUCUGAUGAUGCAAGCGAUGACGAGAUGGAAAGUUGCCCCAAAGGAUCGCAAGAUACCGGGGCUGAGGUGACUGAGCCAGCAGGAGCCAGCACACAGCCACUUGAUGAUCACGGAACAAGUCAAGAUAAUUCGCCUCCGUCUCGAUCAUCGAGUCGAUUUUCUCAGCUCUCUCGGUCUCCACCACGAUCGCGCUCGCCUUCUCCUGACACACUAGAGAAGAUGACAGUAGCGAUGAGUCUGCAUACUCCAGAUAUACGCGAAAGGGUAGCGACGGAUCUGGCAAGACGCACUCGGCAACAGAAAAAGUACCACAGUAAACGCGGUGCGCUAAGAGCAGGUCGGCCUCAUGGCAGCAAAGGGAAGCAGGAUCGGCGGGUAAAAUUAGACAGAGAUGGGUUUUGGUGAGAGUGGCGAGGGGGGCGAUGAUAUCGCCAGAAAAACGACGAUGACUACUUGGUCGCAGGUGUGUGCUACUAAUGGUAAUGAGGAUGGCGUCCGAUCGAGUGCAGGAUGUGGUACGUUAGGGUGUACCGUGACCUAAGGGCCAGCCGUUCCGAUCGGAUGACGGCCAGCGAGGUGCAUGCUCCAUCACCUCAAGGCAAGGC
Molecule: messenger RNA, 1701 nt
Organism: Pisolithus orientalis
Lineage: Eukaryota; Fungi; Basidiomycota; Agaricomycetes; Boletales; Pisolithaceae
Product: RIO1 family-domain-containing protein
Exons: 9
Coding region: 44-1501 (485 amino acids)
Biological process (GO): protein phosphorylation; maturation of SSU-rRNA
Cellular component (GO): cytosol; preribosome, small subunit precursor; nucleus
Molecular function (GO): protein serine/threonine kinase activity; ATP binding
Source: RefSeq, a predicted model, not a curated record